Lacerta agilis (Sand lizard) is the source of this 2792-nucleotide messenger RNA. It is a transcript of the gene ELOVL1, whose product is annotated as ELOVL fatty acid elongase 1. Gene Ontology annotation, biological process: fatty acid elongation, monounsaturated fatty acid; sphingolipid biosynthetic process; very long-chain fatty acid biosynthetic process. The coding region runs from base 181 to 1044 and encodes 287 amino acids. The record is from RefSeq and is a predicted model, not a curated record. The transcript is spliced from 8 exons. Gene Ontology annotation, molecular function: fatty acid elongase activity. Gene Ontology annotation, cellular component: endoplasmic reticulum membrane. NCBI's taxonomy places the organism in Eukaryota, Metazoa, Chordata, Lepidosauria, Squamata, Lacertidae.
UAGCUUGUAGUCAGCGCCGCUCUGCCAAUCACCGGCAGCAGAGCGCUCGGGGCGGCCCCCUUUAACUCUGGGGUGACUCCGAAGCGGGUCUUCAGAGGAGGAAAUAGCCGAGCAAGCAGCUCUCAGGGACGCGCCGGUUCUCCUCUCGUCCCCAGGCGGAACAGCUGAACUACUGUUGCCAUGGACUCACUAGUGAACAUGUAUCAAGACUUCAUAAAGAAAGCAGACCCACGAAUUGCUUCGUAUCCACUUAUGGGCUCACCUUGGCCUAUGAUGGGCAUCUUGCUGAGUUAUAUCUACUUUGUACUGUCAUUGGGGCCACGCAUCAUGGCCAACCGGAAACCUCUGAACCUCAGGAAAUUCAUGAUUGUCUAUAACUCCUCCAUGGUAGCACUGUCGCUCUACAUAGUCUAUGAGUUCCUUAUGUCAGGCUGGUUGACUGGUUACACUUGGAGGUGUGACCCUGUGGACCAAUCCCAGAAUCCCAUGGCCCUUCGGAUGGUCCAUGUAGCCUGGCUCUUCGUCUUCUCCAAGUACAUUGAACUGCUUGACACAGUGAUCUUCAUACUAAGAAAGAAGAAUGAACAGGUGACCUUCCUGCAUGUGUUCCACCAUUCAGUGCUUCCCUGGAGCUGGUGGUGGGGUGCCAAAUUUGGCCCAGGAGGAAUGGGCUCAUUUCAUGCUUUAGUGAACUCGAUAGUACAUGUGGUGAUGUACUUUUACUAUGCGCUGUCAGCUGCAGGACCUGCCUAUCAAAAGUACCUGUGGUGGAAGAAGCACAUCACUGCCAUUCAGCUGUUGCAGUUUGUGCUCGUCUCCAUCCACAUCUCCCAGUACUACUUCAUGUCCAGCUGUGACUACCAGUACCCAAUCUUCAUCCACCUCAUCUGGAUUUACGGCGUUAUCUUCUUCCUCCUCUUCUCCAACUUCUGGUACCAUUCGUACACCAGAGGCAAGCGUCUGCCCAAGGUCAUGACACAACCUCAGCAGAAUGGCUUCCAUGAGAACGGUGCCAUUUCUAAUGGCAAAGCCAAAGCCAACUAGGAGGUGGGUGGGAUCAAGGUGUCUCGGACCAACCGAACCCAUGUCUGGGCCCAUUAGCAAGACCAAGUGCCUAAAGACUGUUGUCUUGCAGUUCCAAGCCACCUUCCCAACUGCUCUGUAUCCCUCAUACCUGGCCUUCAGCUGUCCCAGGGGAGAGAGGCUGCUUGGGCUGUUGGUGCUGGUUUUAGCCUAAGGUCUUCAAAGUGCCUGUGUCUGCCCUGGGCUGGGCUCCCUCCAGAGCUGGACCAAAGCAGAACUCUGCCAGAUGGGACACAUCUUUCCAUUUAGUUUUAUGUACUCCAUGUGAUCCAGGUGGGAAUUUUGUUCCUCUGCUUUCGCUAAGUUUGUAUUGCCCACUGUUCAUUCUCUUUACCCCAUUGGAGCCCUGCCAUUCAUACUUGAAUGUGAGUGGUCCCUUGUUGCUGUGGGUCUGACUCCCUCAGAGUGAUCUAUUCCUGCUCUGUAUGCAGGUGGGGUGCUAUAGGCCAAGGGCUUCAUUCUUGCUGCCUUGGCUGGCCUCAGUGUUCAUCCCUCCACAUAACUCCCAGUUUUUGGUUGCUCUGAUCCCACAACCUUAGCAAUAACUCUGGGCUCUUGCUCCCCAUGGGUUGAUGACCACAGAUAUUUUUGCUGCACUGAAGCCCAGGGAGAAAGACCUUUUUCCAGCUUGCAUGCUGUUGCUCUGUGUGCCUUUUUAUUAUUACUGGAUCUGCUCCAAGGAGCAGAGGCUCCCUGUAUUCUAAGCCUUGGGGAGGACUCAGGAGAGGUGCUUCCCUUCUACCUGAGUUUCUCACUUGUAUUCACAGAAAUAAAUGGACAGAAAGAGAGUAGUGAUUCUUGUUCCUGAUUUCAAGGCUUUGGACCCAUGACUGGUCAGGCUUGGGUGAGAAGAACAAACAUUUCCAUGGGCCAUAUUGACUAUAAAACAGAUGUUGACAUUCAGUUCCAAUGAGGUGCUCCCCUUCAGUAACCUGGUGCUUUAGUUGGGGUUAGUUUAAGGAGUGGGGGUAACUGAAAAAUUCAGAUCAAAAACCUAUGAAGUAUUGUAGUGGCCACAUUCUGGCUUGCCCAGUGUAGUGUUAGGCCUCAGACGACUUCUGCUAGAGGACCACAACUUGAGCAAAGCUAACUUUGCUCAAAGGCUUUGUGCAUUUGUUUCCUAGGCUCCUGUCUUUUCUCUCUGCCAGGCUGAUUGCUUAUUCUCCUUUCCUUACAUGGAAAGUUUUAGGCCCGCUGCCUUCCUGUUUUUUACUGAUUUAUGUUCUUGCCCAAGCUCCAGCUGCUGCGAAAUAUCCUGUGCCUGAAGAAGCCCUAUUCUUUGGUGCUAUUUGCCUGUAGCCUGAAAAGCGGCGCUGCUUUUGCUGUGUCUCACACACAAAAUAGGCAGGCCUGUGUUAGAAUUGGCCAACAAUGGCAGAUCUUGGAUCUGUGCAGUAUCCUAUAGAUAAUAGUGCUAAAUGUGGCUACAAGUGUUGCUGAAUUGAAUAAUCCAAGGCAUGGCAGAAUGCAUAUUUUGUUGGAAUAAAUCUUGCAGAGUGAUUUGGUUACGUAGGUGUCUCUCUCUACCUCAGUGCUAGGGCUAGACUAACACAUAACCUGGAUUAUGUGCCAUAAGCAAUGCUAGAUGUACUACUACAGCUUUUACCACCAGCUAUUUUAGCCAGUUUUCAGAUAGGAUGAUCCUGUUUUAAAAACUUUUAAGCAAAGUUUAUUGUUAGAUUGAAUUACAAGGUUUUGUAACACUUAAA